Rubroshorea leprosula is the source of this 1850-nucleotide messenger RNA. NCBI's taxonomy places the organism in Eukaryota, Viridiplantae, Streptophyta, Magnoliopsida, Malvales, Dipterocarpaceae. The record is from the annotation of a GenBank genome assembly.
CAAAUAUAUGGGUUUGGGAUUCUGCAAAGUUGAAAUCCAGUUGUGCACUAGAAGACGAAUGAGGAAAUUGCUUCCACUUGAGCUACAACAGGCCCUCCAAAACUUAGAGGAGAUUAGAGUUUGGAAUUGCAAACAAAUGGAGGAGAUAAUAGUAUCAUCAGAUUCAAAUGCAUCAUCAAAUAAAUUCACUUUUCCCAAGUUAAGAAUAUUGCUGUUGGUUUAUUUACCCUAAUUGAAGAGCAUUUGUAGUGCCAAAAGAGUUGUGGUUUGUGAUUCUAUUGAAGUAAUUGUAAUAUUUGAAUGUCGGGAGUUAAAGAGGAUCCCUGUGCAGCUUCCCCUGCUUGAUAAUGGCCAAGCAUCUCCUCCUCCUCAUCUCAGAGAAAUGAGGAUAGAUGAAGAGUCAAAAGAAUGGUGGGAAUCAAUGGAGUGGGAUCAUCCCAAUGCUAAGAACCUCCUUAAACCUUUCUUGAAACAUUCUACAUAUCCAUGAGUUUGAGGUGUGAAAUGAAGAGCUGCAAACUGCAAACUGCAAACUGCAAAUGCAAAGGGAGUUGUUGAGUAGACAAAUCAUAACUUUCCAGAAAUUAAAGUCACGUGCCACCUCAAUAACACGUGCCAAUAAAAGCAAUUUCACGGUUCGUUCAUUCCCUCCCCAACAAAAACAAUUGGGGUAUUCUAGAAGAGAAAGAGAUCAAUGUUUCUGAGAUGGAAACCCUAAAUGGGUAUAUUCUGGAAGACAAAGAUAUGCAGCCUUUGCUCCCUCACAAACUCCAACUAGGUAUGCUAGCUGGAAAUGUGCCCCCUGUAAUUGCCGGGUAAACUAGAUCCAGUAAGGCCUCAAGGAGAGGAAGUUUUUAGGUUUCUAGGUUUCCUACAAAACUUUUUGGUGUCAUGAUAAUGAAUUGUGCAAAGAGGUGAAUUUUUCCUUUCUGAGAGUGCAGUUAAAGUUCACAUAUGCAAGUCAAAGCGUGGAGACACAUACUCAUGAUUGUUAUCUAUUUAGGCUACUUGCAGAGUUUGUUUGAAAAAUAUGGUCUUGCUUGUUGAUUAACAGUCCUACAAGUUACCAUAUAAAGCUUCUUAGUGGAGUCUUAAACUCAUAGGUUAGAUUUUCCUUAAAAAUGGCAUCUCAUUAUGAACAAUUUUCUUCUGUUUAUUUAUUACUUUUACUUUGUUUGGUGGAUUAGCCCCAAUCUAAACUUCUAAACCCCCUCCCUAAAUCCAAAUCCAAAUGUGUUUCAGGAGUACAAUGCAUCAAUUGAGUGCUAUGGGCUCCCUUCAUGAGUCUGAUUCAUACCAUUCAACGUAUCAUACUGUCUUGAGAUGACUAGUGAACCUUGCUGCCAUAGCCAAACAUGGCAAGAGCUAGGAAGGAGUUGAUGUGUCGGUGUUUGAGAGCUAUCUUUGAUGGAUGCACAAUCACUUCUUUAAGUUUGCUCUUCUCCUUUGUUUGCUCGCCUUUUCUUAUAAUCAGACACUGUUUGGCUUGCAAUUGGGUUCGUAGGUCUGUUGCUGCUUCUAAUUUAUUUGGUCUAACGAAUUUGAUUUUCUUUAAUUUCUUUUAUUAAAUUUACAAGUAUAUUGCCUAUUUAGAUCUUUUAUCUUAAUUCUAUAUGCCUAUGUUAUCUUUAAAGUAUAUAUAUUAAAAGAAAAAUUUUAUUUAUUUAUUUAUUUUUGCGAGAGCUUGACUUUAUUAAAAAUCUCCAAUAUCUUUCAUUCUGGAAUUGUUUUUUAGCAAUUGUUAGUUUCUUUUUCUUUAAAUGUGCUUUUACCAAUAAUUUGUAGUUACUUAACAAAUUUUAUGAGUUUUUCUUUUCGAUAUUGUAACUAAAUAGACACAUGACUGACUA